AUGGAUUUGGAAACAGCACGUGCAAAUUAUCCAAACAGACUAGAGAGGUUAGAAGAAGAACGUCUUAUGGACAUGCCUUUCGAUGUUAGUGAACCUCAAGUUGAAGGACACGACGGCUUUGCCAGAUUCUACUGGAAACAUGACGAACAAUUGCAUCCUUUGAGAAGGAAAAAAGGAAAAGGUGAAGACGCACAUGCUCCCAUGGAAAGAACAAGAUAUGCAUAUGAAAAGUACCGUGAAGUUAGAAGUCAAAUUACAUCUGGUCGAACCUUUACAGUAAACUUUGACGAAGGAAAGAACAAAGAAGGCUUCAUGGGAGUACUUGCUGCAAUUCAAGAUGGAAAUAAGAAAGGAUACAAUCUCAGAUUGACCAUAACAGAUUUGGACGGUCAUAUAUACUAUGCGCAUGGCAAUGUCACAACAGCUGCAAUGCUUCUUGACGCUUUCAAGACUACAAAGAGAGAACAAAUGGUUGACUCCGACUCAGACAUUUUGAAUGCAAUUGAAGGAAUUGUAAGCGUGAAGUUCGAAUGGUACCAACCUAACCCUCAAGCAGUCAGACAACAUGCUGGAUA
This is a messenger RNA of Trichomonas vaginalis G3, 575 nucleotides long. RefSeq lists its product as uncharacterized. NCBI's taxonomy places the organism in Eukaryota, Parabasalia, Trichomonadida, Trichomonadidae. The transcript has a single exon. The annotation marks the transcript as partial. The record is from RefSeq and is a predicted model, not a curated record.